AUGUGGAAUCUAGGCAUCAAAGACUUAUUGAAUUUACAUGAAGUUUACUUCGGUCUAUUUGUCGAAAAAAAGUUCUGCCAUCUAUCUAUCUAUCUAUCUAUCUAUCUAUCUAUCUAUCUAUCUACCUAUCUUUUAGUCUGUUCUUAUCUAUCUAUCUAUCUAUCUAUCUAUCUAUCUAUCUAUCUAUUUCAGUUUGUUCAUAUCUAUCUAUCUAUCUAUCUAUCUAUCUAUCUAUCUAUUUCAGUUUGUUCAUAUCUAUCUAUCUAUCUAUCUAUCUAUCUAUCUAUCUAUCUAUCUAUCUAUCUAUACUGUUCAGAUGUAUCUUGUGCUCAUGCUCAGUCUGUUUAUACAUAUGUGUGUGUGUGUGGGAGGUAUCUAUGUAUCUAUCUAUCUAUUUAUCUAUCUAUCUAUUUUUGUGGAUAUCUAUCUUGCUUGCUCAUGCCCAAUCUAUCUCAUUCUGUUCAUAUCUAUCUAUCUAUCUAUCUAUCUAUCUAUCUAUCUAUCUCGUUCUGUUCAUAUCUAUCACCGUCUGUUCAUAUCUAUCUAUCUAUCUAUCUAUCUAUCUAUCUAUCUAUCUAUCUAUCUAUCUAUCACAUAGAGAUAUCCCAUCAGGCUAUUAUCAGUUUUUCUUCCUUCCUUCCUCUCGGCAUUCUAACUAUCUCUUUCCUUCUUCCUUUCUUUCUUUUUUCGAUAUUUCUACCUUGUCUCUUGCUUAAUGCUUCUUUCUUCGCAUUAUUGAAUUUCUUUUUUUCCUUCCUUUCCUUUUGUUGCUUCCUGACUCUUUCUUUCUUUUUUUUCUCACUGUUGAAUGAUUUUUCUUUCGUUCUUCUCAUUAUUACCUCUUUCUUUCUUUCGUUCUUUCUUUCUUUCUUUCUUUCUUUCUUUCUUUCUUUCUUUCUUCUCAAUGUUGAACACUUCUCCCGUCAUCUUUCUUUUUUUCUUUCUUUCUUUCUUCUCAAUAUUGAACACGUCUUCUGUAAUUUUUCCCACAUUCUUUCUUUCUUUCUUUCUUUCUUUCUUUCUUUCUUUCUUUCUUUCUUCUCAAUGUCAUCUUUUUUUUUUUUUUCUUUUCUCUUUCUUCUCAAUAUUGAACACUUCUCUGUAAUUUUUCUUUUCUUUCUUUCUUUCUUUCUUUUUUCUUUCUUUCUUUUUCUUCUCAAUGUUGAACACUUCUCCCGUCAUUUUCCCACAUUCUUUCUUCUCAAUAUUUGA
Molecule: messenger RNA, 1212 nt
Organism: Acanthosepion pharaonis
Lineage: Eukaryota; Metazoa; Mollusca; Cephalopoda; Sepiida; Sepiidae
Source: the annotation of a GenBank genome assembly